This is a messenger RNA of Triticum turgidum subsp. durum (durum wheat), 336 nucleotides long. NCBI's taxonomy places the organism in Eukaryota, Viridiplantae, Streptophyta, Magnoliopsida, Poales, Poaceae. The record is from the annotation of a GenBank genome assembly.
AUGGAUAGCUAUGACCUCGUUGUUUUAAAGACUAUUUCCAUUGCUGGGUAUGGAGUAAGAAAAACUAGAAUGGGAAGAAGUAUACCCACCUUACGCAAACGGACCGGGCUAUGUUAUUUCAUCAGCGCUGAGUACAUCGUAUCUAAGUUUGACAACCAGAAACUGAGAAAGUUCGACAAGACUCGCCAGCCGGUGGAGUAUUCGCACGACGUCAAGUUCUUCCAGGCCGGCUGCUUCGACGGUAACUACACCGCACACUACCAGUCGCCGCAACACAUGAUCUGCCUCUGGAGGAAGCUGCAGUCCGGGAGCGCUCAAUGCUGCAACGCCAGAUGA